Penicillium brevicompactum is the source of this 189-nucleotide messenger RNA. RefSeq lists its product as uncharacterized. NCBI's taxonomy places the organism in Eukaryota, Fungi, Ascomycota, Eurotiomycetes, Eurotiales, Aspergillaceae. The coding region runs from base 1 to 189 and encodes 62 amino acids. The record is from RefSeq and is a predicted model, not a curated record. The transcript has 2 exons.
AUGAAAACAGAACCGAAGAUGCACUGCAGCUGGCAAAAUGGUAAGAAUUGUUGUCAUGGCAGUGUGUGUGACCGAAUUCUUCACCCGGAGUGGUAUGGACCGCCUGAGGUUGAGUGGGACUCAGUCACUGAGUAUUCCUCUGGAGGAUCAGACACUGAAGAGACUAGUUCGUCGGCAGAAAAAAGUUAA